UCCAGCUCUGUCACCCGGUCACCCCGUCAUAGCCAUUAGGAUUCGCAUCAAGAGCGAUCCAAUCAUGGCCCCGUCAAGAUCCCAGCCGAGCAUCGUCUCGCCAGAGAUCGAGAGGAUCACCUUGCACAACCCCAUCGCCUUUACAGCCAGGGUUUAUGCCGCUCCUUUCCUCUCUCUCUACCCCUUGCUCUACUUUGCCUAUUAUCACCGUUACGAUCAAUGGAUCAAAUCUGAAGAAUGGACAUUCGUCUACUGCGUCCUCCUCGGUUUCGGUCACGCCCUGACGUUUCUGUCCACCCGAUGGUCGGUAGGGAUCCGAACCCGGUUGGAGAAUACCCGAGCGGAUUCUCUGGACACCGCUAGGAGCGUCAGGGUCAUUCCGAAAAAGGACAAGGGCAAGGGCGGGAUCGUCAAGCUGGAGAGGAAGAAGGACGAGAGGGGGUUGAUCUAUUCAUUCAUCUAUCAGAGGGAUACCUACGUGCUGGACGACAAGACCCUCACCUUUACCCAACUACCUUACCCUUGUGACGCCUCUCCCGACCUUUCGACCUUCCAACAGACCCCCGGUCUCCUCACCCGCCCGACCUCUUCCAAGCAACCCAACCUCCCGCUGCACCGAUCCGUCGACCACCUCUCGACCGAGUUUGGUCCCAACCUCUGCGAGAUCCCCAUUCCCAAGUUUUCGGAACUGUUCGCCGAGCACGCCGUCGCGCCAUUCUUUGUGUUUCAGUUGUUCUGUGUGGCGUUGUGGUGUUUGGACGAGUAUUGGAGGUUCAGUUUGUUUACGGGCUUCAUGUUGGUCGCUUUCGAGUGUACCACCGUAUUCCAACGUCUCAAAACGUUGACCGAAUUCAGGACCAUGUCCGUUCAACCCUUCCCUCUCAAUGUGUACCGGGACAACAAGUGGUCCGAGAUCACCACCGACCUCCUUCUUCCCGGCGAUCUCGUCUCCAUCACUCGUACGAAACCCGAUUCCGGUAUCCCCUGCGACCUCCUCCUCCUGAAGGGAACAGCGAUCGUCAAUGAGGCCAUGCUGUCCGGAGAGUCUACGCCAUUGUUGAAAGAGAGCGUCGAGCUGAGGGAUGGGGGUGACAAGUUGGAUUACAAUGGAAUGGAUAGGAACAGCGUGUUGUUCAGCGGGACCAAGGCUUUGCAAGUCAGUCAGCCCGAGGGUGGGGAUGUUACCACGCCCGACGGUGGUUGUCUCGCUGUCGUCCUCAAGACCGGUUUCGGAACCACCCAAGGUCAACUCGUCCGAACCAUGAUCUUUUCCGACGAACGCAUGUCGGCCAACAACCUCGAAUCGUUCGUCUUUAUCGGUUUCCUUUUAAUCUUCGCCAUCGCCGCUUCCGCGUACGUGUGGAUCGAGGGGAGGAAAAAGGAUAUGGACAAGGGGAAAUUAUUGUUGGAUGUCGUGCUCGUUUUGACUUCGGUCGUCCCGCCAGAGUUGCCUAUGGAGUUGACGCUCGCUGUCAAUGCAUCAUUGGUCGCGCUGAGCAAGUUUGCCAUUUUCUGCACCGAACCUUUCCGAAUUCCGUUCGCAGGCAAGGUCGAUGUCUGUUGUUUCGACAAGACCGGGACUAUUACUGGGGAAGACCUCGUCGUUGAGGGCGUCGCCGGCGUCGAUCCCAAAGACCCCAAGAAGCUCGUCCCGGUCACCGACUGCAACAAGGAGACGAUCCUCACGCUUGCUUCCGCCCAUGCGCUCGUGCUGCUCGACGAUGGGACCGUGGUUGGAGAUCCUAUGGAACGUACCACUUUGGACGCGCUCGAUUGGAAGUUGUCCAAGGGAGACCAGAUCGGACCCAAGAACAAGGAAGCCAAAUUCUCCGCUCAGAUCAACGUCAAGAGGAGGUUCCAGUUCUCGUCUGCACUCAAGCGAAUGUCGACCGUUGUCCACGCCUCCGAGGGCGGUGGGAAGAAAUUACUGGGGAGCGUCAAGGGGGCGCCCGAGACGCUUAAGGGCAUGUUUAGCGAAUUGCCUGCCAAUUACGAUGAAACGUACAAGUACUUCACCAGGCGAGGGUCGCGUGUCUUGGCACUGGGUCACAAGGUCAUGAAGACAGAUACUAGCAAGAUCAAGGACUUGCACCGAGACGAUGUCGAGAGCGGAUUGACCUUUGAUGGAUUCUUGGUAUUUCACUGUCCUCUCAAACCGGAUGCCGUCGAGAGUCUCAAGAUGUUGGCUGACUCGUCUCAUCGAUGUGUCAUGAUCACCGGAGACAACCCUUUGACGGCUGUGCACGUCGCUCAGGACGUCGAGAUCGUCGACCGAGAUGUCAUGAUCCUGGACUUGAAAGAGGGCGCUACCGAGGAAGAUCAACUGGUAUGGCGGAACGUCACUGAGACCCAGAUCAUUCCCGUCGACCCGACCAAGCCUUUCGACAAGGCCAUCUUGAGGGACUACGACAUCUGCAUUACCGGAGCCGCCAUGAAGCAGUACGAGCACAAGUCUACCUUUAUCGACCUCAUCCAGCACACAUGGGUCUAUGCUCGAGUUUCGCCUCCGCAAAAGGAAUACAUCUUGUCGACCAUGAAGGCUCUCGGCUACAUCACCUUGAUGGCCGGAGACGGUACCAACGACGUCGGAGCCUUGAAGCAGGCCCACGUCGGUAUCGCCUUGCUGAACGGUUCCGAGGACGAUCUCAAGAAGAUUGCCGAGCAUCAACGAAACGAGCGAUUGAAAAAGGUUUAUGAGCAACAAUGCAAAAUUUCGGCCAGGUUCAACCAGCCUCCUCCACCCGUUCCUCCUGCUCUCAAGGCGCUCUAUCCGGAGCUCGUCGAGACUCAGCAGGCGGCGCAUGCUUCCAUGACACAGGCCAGGAAGAAGAACCCUAUGGAGAAGUUCGAUCUCGCUUCGAUUACUGACAAGAUGGCUGAAAUGGAUGACGAGAAUGAGCCCCCCAAGAUCAAACUCGGAGAUGCAUCGUGUGCCGCUCCAUUCACGUCCAAGUUGGCCAACGUGUCUGCCGUCACCAACAUUAUUCGUCAAGGCCGAUGCACUCUGGUCGCCACUACUCAGAUGUUCUUGAUCCUCGGUCUUAACGCCCUCAUCACUGCCUAUUCGCUCAGUGUUCAGUACUUGGACGGAAUCAAGUUUGGGGACUACCAGGUCACCAUUACCGGUAUUCUCAUGAGCGUGUGCUUCUACUGCAUUUCGCGAGCCAAGCCCGUCCAACAAUUGUCCAAGGAAAGACCUCUGCCCUCGAUCUUGAACCUCUACGUCUUGUUCUCUAUCUUGCUUCAGUUCGCCAUCCACAUGGUCUCUAUGAUCUACAUGACCAAUUUGGCGAAAGCGAACCACGACCGAGGAGUGAUCGACAUCAAGGCCGAGUACAAGCCCUCCUUGCUCAACACUGCCGUCUACCUCUUGGGAUUGUCCCAGCAGGUCUCAACUUUCGUCAUCAACUUCCAGGGUCGACCUUUCCGUGAGGGGAUCCGGGAGAACCCGCCUCUCUACUAUGGUCUCGCUGGUGUCAGCGCCAUUGCCUUUGCCGGAGCCACCGAGUUUUCUCCCGAGCUCAAUAGUUGGUUGCAACUGUUCAAGAUGGAGUCCUGGUUCCGAACCCAGUUGACGGCCGCCAUGAUCAUCGACUUUGCCGCCUGCUUCGCCGUACAGCAGAUCACCAAGGCUUUGUUCUCGAAUACGAAUCCCAAGGAGAUUAUUGCUCGAGGUCAGCCGAGGCGAGAGAAGAGGAGGCUCCAGCAGGCUACUCUGCAGACCGCCGAAGCCAUCAAGCAGAACGGCCUGAAACCCGACGAGAAGGCCAGCUCUGUUGAGAUGCCCAAAUACUUGCCUAAGGCCUAGCUAGAUUCGGUACUGGACUUGGUGAGAAGUGCAUAAAAUCGGUUGUCUCGUCACAGGGAGAUGACCACCUGUAAGUAUAUA
This is a messenger RNA of Filobasidium floriforme, 3889 nucleotides long. RefSeq lists its product as uncharacterized. Gene Ontology annotation, molecular function: ATP hydrolysis activity; P-type ion transporter activity; ATP binding. Bases 65 to 3808 code for a protein of 1247 amino acids. The transcript has 14 exons. The record is from RefSeq and is a predicted model, not a curated record. Gene Ontology annotation, cellular component: endoplasmic reticulum membrane. Lineage: Eukaryota; Fungi; Basidiomycota; Tremellomycetes; Filobasidiales; Filobasidiaceae. Gene Ontology annotation, biological process: intracellular calcium ion homeostasis.